UCAGUGACAGCCGCACAUUAUCAAAAAAAAAUUCAAAGCGAAAAGAGGGUGUUUUUAGUGCGCAAGCCACAUUUUGUGGAUAAAGAAAACGAAAAGAACAAUUGAAUAAAUUGCGAAAGCAACGUAACAAAUAUUUCAAGAACAUCGGACCCGUGACAUUAUAGUGUGAAUAGUGAAAGCCAGCAAUUAUUGCACUUUGCCACUGCAUUUUGCAUAUUCGAAUUGAUAUACAUACGGAUUUCAAGUGAUUUUUAAGCUUUAAAAUGGCCAAGGACUUCUACAAAAUUCUGGGCAUUGAUCGUAAGGCCUCUGACGAUGAGAUCAAGAAGGCUUACCGUAAACUGGCUCUUAAAUACCAUCCCGAUAAAAACAAGAGCCCGCAGGCUGAGGAGCGUUUCAAGGAGAUUGCCGAGGCCUAUGAAGUUCUGUCUGACAAGAAGAAACGUGACAUCUUCGACACAUACGGAGAGGAUGGCUUGAAGGGCGGCACGCCCGGACCAGAUGGCAACAGUCAGCCGGGAGCCUACAACUACCAGUUCCACGGUGAUCCAAGAGCCACCUUUGCUCAGUUCUUUGGCUCGUCGGAUCCAUUUGGCGUUUUCUUUGGCGGCGGUGACAUGUUUGGUGGCGGCCAAGGCGGUAAUACCAAUGAGAUCUUCAUGAACAUUGGCGGGGAGGACAUGUUUGGAGGCGGGGGCUUUGCUGCUAAUCCCAUGGCUGGUGCUUUCCGCUCGCAGUCUUUCAAUGCCCAAGCUCCCAGCCGAAAGCGCCAACAGCAGCAGGAUCCUCCUAUCGAACAUGAUCUGUAUGUGACUCUGGAGGAAGUGGACAAGGGCUGCACCAAGAAAAUGAAGAUCUCACGCAUGGCCACUGGAAAUACUGGGCCGUAUAAGGAGGAGAAAGUGCUGAGCAUCACAGUAAAACCGGGGUGGAAGGCUGGGACCAAGAUCACAUUCCCCAAGGAGGGCGAUGCGGCACCCAACAAGAUACCGGCUGACAUCAUCUUCAUCAUUCGCGAUAAACCACAUUCACAGUUCAAGCGCGAGGGCAUCGAUCUGAAGUACACAGCCCAGGUUAGUCUGAAGCAGGCCUUAUGUGGAGCACCAGUCAGUGUGCCCACGCUGCAGGGUGAUAGGAUACCAGUGAAUACAAAUAACGAGAUCAUCAAGCCCACCACAACGCGGAGAAUCAGUGGACGAGGUCUGCCCGUGCCCAAGGAGCCAUCAAGGCGCGGCGAUUUGAUCGUAUCCUUCGACAUCAAGUUCCCCGACUCACUGCCGCCAAGCCUGCGAAAUCAGCUGGCCGAACUGCUGCCCAACUAAGCGGGUGGGAAUGUGCCAGCUACACACUAUUGUUAUCACUUUAGUUAAGGCCUAUAUUUAGUUUUAUCGUAUGUAUUCGUAAGACGCCUAAACCCAACCAAUUGUAGCCCGAAGCUAGUGAGUGUGCCAAGCGAACAGCUGUAGAUAUUGGCCGAGGAUGAAGACGUUAGAUAAGAUAGGGAGGAGAACACACAGAGAGCCUGUAUUGUGUUGGAGACUGAUUGACUAUUGAUUAUUAUACCCUAGUAAACACCAUUUCCAUAAUUUGUUUUGCCGGUAUUCUGUCGGCGCUAAAAUAUCUUAAAUUUAGUUAUCUCAAUCAAGUUAAGAAUAAAUGAAAGGUAUUACAAAUUGAAAGUAACUCACGAUUUUUAAAGCAUGGCACACCUUCGGCAUUCCAAUUCCAACACGGGAAGGUUACUUAUAUUAGUAAAAACAAAACAAUUAUAGUUUUAUAAACAGUAGGUCCUAGUACGUUUUAGUACCAAUUUUAUUAUGUUUAACAAUAAAGUAAUUUAUACAAA
Molecule: messenger RNA, 1846 nt
Organism: Drosophila eugracilis
Lineage: Eukaryota; Metazoa; Arthropoda; Insecta; Diptera; Drosophilidae
Gene: DnaJ-1
Product: dnaJ protein homolog 1
Exons: 2
Coding region: 264-1322 (352 amino acids)
Biological process (GO): negative regulation of transcription by RNA polymerase II
Cellular component (GO): cytosol
Molecular function (GO): protein-folding chaperone binding
Source: RefSeq, a predicted model, not a curated record